Molecule: messenger RNA, 898 nt
Organism: Theileria equi strain WA
Lineage: Eukaryota; Apicomplexa; Aconoidasida; Piroplasmida; Theileriidae
Exons: 1
Coding region: 65-730 (221 amino acids)
Biological process (GO): regulation of DNA-templated transcription
Molecular function (GO): DNA-binding transcription factor activity
Source: RefSeq, a predicted model, not a curated record
ACCAUAUACACAUGCCUUUAUAAAAAUCACCUGGAAAACAGGUAAAAGGAUGUUUACAGGUUAAAUGAGUAAAAAAAGAAAAAGAAAUGACCCCGUAGAUGAAGAAGGAAGAAAAGCAUCCAAGGCUGAAGAGAAAGCCAGGUUAUUUGAAAAGUCGAAACUCUUUCCAAAGAUAGUAGGUGUUUGUUAUGAGAAAACACAAGCGACAUGGAUAGCUACAUGGAGAGCUAAUGGCAAAACCUGCCACAAGUACUUCAGUACCUCUACCCUAGGGUUUGAGGAAGCCUAUCACCGUGCUGUUUCGUGUCGAAUAACAAACAUCCAAAAGAAGAAGAAUCUAUUUAAACAUGAUAUUUCGGCUUUACAGUCCCAGGCUAGCUCAGAAAACGUUCUCAUUGAAACCAGCAUAUUUCCCUUGUCAACUCAAGAACCAAACACGGAGGAGCAUUAUAGGCUGAAAAUGCACAAGUGCGCUCUAUACUGUAUAUUAGAAGAUUUAAAGUGGAAUUCUCCUAGAACUGUUCCACAUAUGGAUGUAGACAGUCUCAAAACUCUCAAUGAGAUUAUAGACAAACAUAUUUUAAACAUAUGGCAUUCAACCGACAUCUCCCAGAUUCAAAAGUAUUUAGACAUGUUUCAGCCAUUUUUGGAUCUGCAUAUGCUCCCAAACACACUAGACAUCAAAGAACAGGCAGACUAUGUCCAUGCCAUAUACGAAAUGCCAGUGUGAUUGAUGGCAUGAAUACUGAGAUUUGAGGUUUAAUUUUGCCAUUAUGGAGACUACGUAGCGUAAUUACGAAUGGAAUAGUCCAAACGGUACGACAUCGCAAAAUACGUUCGAGAUUCUAACACCCUGUAAUACGAGAUAUUCAACGUAUAUUAACCAUUAUUCUUAUGU